Molecule: messenger RNA, 5482 nt
Organism: Manduca sexta (tobacco hornworm)
Lineage: Eukaryota; Metazoa; Arthropoda; Insecta; Lepidoptera; Sphingidae
Exons: 2
Coding region: 2959-3888 (309 amino acids)
Molecular function (GO): nucleic acid binding; zinc ion binding
Source: RefSeq, a predicted model, not a curated record
CAAACCUUUACAUAAAAUUAAUUAUUAAGUAUGCCGUAAUCACCCUCGCGUGUAUUUUUAUCUACAUUGGCAAUCUAUUAUAUGCAAGGCAUCGUACACUUGACUAAAAUUCCUCCUUAAUUUGGUCGGACUAUACAAGUCGAUGGAAAUAAAACAUCACGCUGUAUAUAGAAGUGAUUGCAAGUUGCCCGCGGACAGCGCGGCGGCGCAAGUACGCUUCAGUCGCACGACGACUGUCGAGGCGGCAGGUUGGCAAUUACUCCGUCCAUUGGUGAAAACCGUAUGACAAUCGGAACGGUAGUGUUUGAGUUUAACGCAUUCAGGCAGACUAUGGCGGCGGGUGGUUUUGUUCUAUAACAUAUAAGGAUUAUAGAUAACCGAUACAUAUAUCAAUUACUACCAAUCAAACAAAAACCUUAUAGCAUCCACGUUAAUUAUAAUCGAACAAAAUGAAACUCUGUGUCCGUCUCCCAUUCAUUCUAUAUUAAAAUUCCAGGAAUUAACAGCACAUUUCUGACAAGCAUCUAACGCAGUAAGGAGUGGUCACUUGUAUUGCUAUGCACGGUGGCCGUUAAAGAGUAAAUCACUGAUAGAGGAACAUCAUCUGAUAGCGCGUGUCAACUGUUUUCGUCGUACGUGUUCCGUUUAUUGUAAUAAUACUAAGCAGUUAGGGUUAUAACUAAUCUAUAUUGCUUUUAGAUUGAUAAUGCUAUUUAAUGUUUAUUUAGACUUGAUGGCGUCUUGAAACUCAAUUUAAAUAUAAAAACAGAUACAUCAACAUUAUCAUGCUAAUGCAGUUAUAGGAAUAACUUUCUAUUAAACAAAAUCUAAGGGGAAUAGUGUAUAAUCCUUAAAUUUUGUAGGCAAAUUUUUAUUACGGUCUGCCGAAAUAACAUGAUGAAAAAGUUUUCAAACGAAAUUAUUUUUCUGAACUGCUGUUUCGAAAAAAAUAAUGUAAUAAUCCAUAUCAAAUACACUAUAUUAUCUUCAUCCAAUUCGUUAAUAGAAAAUGGAAUCCCAUGAUAAUAAUUAAUAAUUUACCGGGUGUGCAAUGUAAGGAAGGUUUUGAUUAUUAUUCGUCAUUUAUUGACAUUUUCGGGACGUCAUACUAAAGAGCAAGCAAACGAGUUUUAUACACACCAUACAUUAACUGACAAUGACUGCACAAACCGACGCCUGUUUUUAACCCUCUAUCUAUCAAAACAAACAUGCACGAACACCAUUCAACUCACAGAUAUUAGAAAAAAAAAGUCAUUCUUUGCGGUUCAGCCCUACCAAACGUUUGGCACGCAAGAUGACACCGCGCCAUCGUCCCUCGGUGCAUUAAGCUGUCCAGUCCGAGGCACAGUCGAGAAAGUCCGUGAAUAAUCGGGAUGGUAUUUCCUUUCCACGGGCGGGAGCGGACGAGCACUUGGCUAUGUCUACCGCACCCAGCGGCGAGGACUUAGUGUAACGCGUGGGGGACAAAAUGUUAAAGAAAAAUUGUCUUAAUAUACGUCCGGAGUCAGGAUUCUUGUUUGAAUAGCAGUAGGAUCUCCCCUUAUUACAAUUGUAAAAAAAGUUGUCUAAAUGUAAGCCCGGAGUCUGGAAUUGUGUUCGAAUUGCAAUAGGCUCCCUCAUGUUACAUAGCAUCUGAUACUGGUGGCUAAAAUAGGUGUGUUAUGACUUUUACCCUUGAAAGGGAAAUGCUGUUUAUGUAGUCUUUAAUGAUUUCAAAAAUGUAUUAGUUACGCUCAAAAAUUUAUUGACCCAUCAUCAACCAAUCAAAUUUUAGUCAUAAGGUUUUAGAAACAAGUCGUUGACCUGAUAUUUCAACUGAUUAUCGUGUUAUGUUAUCUCAUUUCCAUUUCAAAUAUAAUAGUUUACAAGUUUUUUAGGCGUGGGAAUUAUGACAAUUUGCUAAUCGGUAACGUUUUAGAAAUAAUCUUGCAAAUCACGUUACGUACUGUUGCAUUUUAUUUCAUAAUACUUAAGAUGUAAACAUCGUGUAUAAUUGCUAAUUCAUCGGUGUAAUACUUACAAAAUUUUUGUUACAACAAUAGAGAAAUAUCAAUAUUGCUGAUCGUAUUAUCAGAUCUAUAAUAUUUUUACUAUCUCUAUUUGUAACUAAAUUAAUUUCACGCUUAAUUUAAAAUUUAUCUGCUUAUAUCCAAAAUGUGUAUGCCAAGAGUAAUACUUACAACAUUUUAGUUACAAAAAUAUAUAAAUAUCAAUAUUGCGAAUCGUAUUAUCAGAUCUACAAUAUAUUUAACCGUUUCUAUUUGUAAUUCAAUUAAUUUUACGCUUAAUUUCAAACUUAUUUCAAAACGUAUAUGCCGGGUGUAAUACUUACAAAAUUUUUGUUACAAAAAUAAAUAAACAUUAACAUUAUGAAAUUUACAAUAUUUUUAAACAUCACUUUUUAUUACUUAAUUAUUAACACUGAACAUGGGGGGUCCGAGUCCCCAUCUAUCUGUCCAAAUACGUCCGAUGUUGCGUAAACACGGCUCAUUUAGAAAGCAGUUAGCGACGUCGUAAGGACGCGAUUGCGAAUGAUUUAAUACACGUGCAAUGAUUAAGUUAUUGUGCGCGCACUAUGCGCGUGUUUUCACUUGACCACUUGUGAAAUGUAAUUAUGAGAUUUAACUGGACGUUGGUGAUAAAUCUUCAUUAAAUAAUAGUGUAAUAUAGUAAGCCUGUAUCACAAACAUGUUAAGUGUUAUUCAUAUCGUAACAUCUUGGACAAACAAACAUUAUAUAUAAGGAUUAAUAUCUUAAUAUUAAUGAAGGUAGAUUGUCGAUUGUUGUGGUACAACUACCCCGCUUUUACGAAUGUGUCAGUUAAUCUGUGAAUAAAUGGUGAACGUAACGGAUGUAUUUUAUUUAUCGUAAAUCGUAAUACACACUAAUUGGCGACGAGGAUGGGAUGUGAAGUUGUGCAAACGGUAUAAAAUAAACAUAUCAAGCUGUACUAGUGAAAUGACGGAUAAAAUGUCGAUUGGUGUAAUAAAGGAAUUUGACCUUGCUCAAGGUAAUUGGAGGUCAUACGUCGAACGAUUAAAAAUGUAUUUCAAAGCAAAUGACAUCAAAGAAGAAUUGCAAUUGGCCACGCUGAUAGCAGUGGUUGGUGAUCAAACAUACGAAUUAUUUGUUAAUUUGGUGAGUCCGAAAAAACCCGCAGAUUUAAAAUUCGAUGAGUUGACAAGUUUGGUUGCUGACCAUUUGCAACCCAAACCUUCAAUAAUGGCUGAGCGUUAUAAAUUUAGACAGCGAAGACAACAGUCAGGUGAAACUGUAUCGCAAUUUGUAGCUGAAUUGAAGAGGCUGUCACGACAAUGUGAGUUCAAAGAAACUUUAAACGACAAUCUUCGUGAUCAAUUUGUGUGCGGGUUAACCAGUGACGUCAUCCGACAGAGACUUUUUGCUGAGUCAGACUUAUCGUAUUCAUAUGCAGUCACUUUGGCAAUGUCAUUGGAAGCCGCCGAAAGAGAUUCUGCGGCGGUGGAGGGUAACAAGGCGAACACAUCACAAGGUGCGGACGGAUUAUACGAUAUAACGGUAGCAAAUUAUCAACACGCCGGCAGCGGUGCAACAAAAGAAAAUGCGGGCAGUUGUUCUAUAUGUGGUAUUUUUGGACAUCGUGCUAUGCGCUGUCGUUACAAACACUUCAAGUGCAAUGACUGUGGGAAAGUGGGCCAUCUGAAGCGUAUGUGUCCCCGGCGCCAACGGGGAAGUGAAGAGAGUGCGCCUCGUCGGCGAACUACAAGCAAGCUGCGUCAGGAGCCUGCAUAUUUUGUUGCCGAGGUGCGCAAUGAAGGAAGAACUGAAAUUGGUCACUCGUCAGAAUCGGAUGGGGAAGUGGAAGCGAUGCAUCAGAUGUCCUUGAGAAAGUACCCAGCGAUACAGUGAGUUGUUUGAUGGAGCGCUGGGCCGGUACACGGGCGGUCGAGCGACGCUUCACGUGCGGGAGGGCGCCGUGCCGGUGUUCUGUCGCGCACGCCCUGUGCCGUAUGCGCUGCGCGACCGAGUCGACAAAGAGUUAGACAGCAUGUUAGAAAAUGGUACUAUUGAGCCGGUGGAACAUUCUGAGUGGGCUACUCCUUUAGUUUUAGUGAAUAAGUCUGACGGAAAAUUACGAGUAUGUGCUGAUUUUAAAGUAACGUUAAACCCCGUAUUAUUGGUUGACAAAUAUCCUUUACCUCGUAUAGAGGACCUUUUGUCCAACCUUAGUGGUGGUAUUCAUUUUUCAAAAAUUGAUCUGUCGCAAGCCUAUAAUCAAAUUGAAUUAGAUGAAAGCUCAAGAAAAUACACGGUGAUUAGUACACACCGUGGUCUUUUUAAUAUAACAGAUUAGUAUAUGGACUAGCUUCAAGUCCGGGAAUCUUCUCUAGAAUUACUACCAGCCUCUUGUCUGAUAUCCCAGGUGUAUCAGUUUUUUGUGAUGACGUGUUAGUGACAGCAUCAACAAGUCAAGGGCAUUUACAGGCUCUCAAGGAGGUGUUUGAAAGAUUAAAGCGAAGUGGUCUCAAAAUAAACAAAAAUAAGUGCGUAUUUUUUGCCGACUCUGUCAGCUACUUAGGUCAUAUUAUAGAUAAAAAUGGUAUUCGAACAGAUCCAGAUAAAAUAAAAGCUAUCGUGGAUUUGCCCAGGCCAACCAAUAUUACUGAACUCCGAUCUUUUAUAGGCAUGGUUAAUUUUUAUGGCAAGUUUAUUAAGAAUCUUAGCAUGCAUUUAGCUCCGUUAUUUAAGUUAUUAAAAAAAUCAUCUGAGUGGUCAUGGAAUCGCAGCUGUGAUCAUGUUUUUGAACAAGUUAAAGGAUUUCUCACAAGCGCGGAGGUGCUAGCACAUUAUAGUCUAGACAAACCAAUAAUAGUAACGUGUGAUGCCAGUGCAUAUGGUAUCGGGGCUGUCCUAUCCACACUAGAUUCAAUAGGAGAACGACCCAUUUGCUAUGCGUCGCGUGCCCUAUCCGAAGCAGAAAAACAGUACAGUCAAAUACAACGGGAAGCUUUGGCCAUUGUUUUUGCUACAAAAAAAUUUCACCAAUACAUUUAUGGAAGAAAAUUUAUUUUAAAAACCGACCAUAAACCUCUUUUAACAAUUUUUGGGCCAAAGUGUGGCAUACCGUUAAUGGCCGCCAGUCGUUUGCAAAGAUGGGCGGUAACUUUAUCUGGCUAUGAUUUUGUAAUGGAAUAUGUCAAAACUGAUAAUAAUGCUGCUGACGCGCUAUCAAGACUUCCUUUAAAAUGUGAGUCAUCUAGGAACUUACCUGAGCAGACUUAUUUGCAUUUUGCUCGGGACGCUUUUUUACUAGACCAUAGGGCAUUGCGACUAGAAACAGUGAAGGACCCAAUAUUAGGACGCGUUUUUAGCUAUGUCCGUGACGGUUGGCCGGAUAAGACUGAUAUGAAACAACUACAGCCCUAUUUUAACCGCAAACAUGAAAUUUAUGUAGAAUCGGACUGUCUAAUGUGGGGGCAUAGAGUGAUUAUACCAGAUAAAU